AUGUCAACCUCCGUCCACGCUAUCACCGACGGUUUGUCCAAAUUGGGCUUGCAACAGCCCUCGGCCAUUGAAGCCUCAACUCCAGACUACAACAUCAUCGAUGUCUUCAGAAACUACAUCACCAACGAAUUGCACAGAGUCUCCGACGUUGACCAAGAGAUCAUUUUCUCUGCCUUGGACUCUCCAAAUACUUUGGACAAGGGAGACUUGAUCGUUCCCGUUCCCAGAUUGAGAUUAAAGGGUGUCAAUCCAAAGGAUAAGGCUGUAGAAUGGUCCGAGAAGUUCGAGAAGGGAAAGUUUCUUUCCGAAGUUAAAGCAGAGGGCCCUUUCUUGCAAUUCUUCUUCAACAAGACUUUGUUGUACAACUUGGUUAUCGGCGAUGCCUUAGCUAGAAAGACCGAAUAUGGUGCUUUACCUCUUGGCUUGAACAAGAAAGUCAUUGUUGAAUUCUCAUCUCCCAACAUCGCUAAGCCUUUCCAUGCUGGCCAUUUGAGAUCUACCAUUAUCGGUGGAUUCUUAUCCAACUUGUAUGAGAAAGCCGGCUGGAACGUUACCAGAAUCAAUUACUUGGGAGACUGGGGAAAACAGUUUGGUUUGUUGGCCGUAGGCUUUGAGAGGUACGGCUCUGAAGAGAAGUUGGCUUCGGACCCUAUCAACCACUUGUUUGAGGUGUAUGUCAAGAUUAAUCAAGACAUCACUGCUGAAGGUGAAACCUCGCCUACAAAUGAAGCUGCCAGACUCUACUUCAAGAAGAUGGAAGAUGGUGACGAAGAAGCUUUGAAGAUCUGGAAGAGAUUCAGAGAGUUGUCCAUUGAAAAGUACAUAGAUACGUAUGCUCGUCUUAACAUCCACUAUGACGUCUACUCUGGUGAGUCGCAAGUUCCUAAGGAAUUAAUGAAGAUGGCCACUAAAAUCUUUGAAGAAAAAGGUUUGAUUCACGAAGACAGAGGAGCUAAGCUUAUUGACUUGACCAAGUUCAACAAGAAAUUAGGUAAAACAUUGGUCGAAAAGUCUGACGGUACCUCUUUGUACCUUACCCGUGACGUUGGUGAAGCCAUGAAGCGUUACAACACCUACAAGUUCGAUAAGAUGAUUUAUGUGAUUGCCUCGCAACAAGAUUUACAUUGUGCUCAAUUCUUUGAAGUGUUGAAGCAGAUGGGCUUUGAAUGGGUCAAGAACAUGGAACAUGUUAACUUCGGUAUGGUAUUAGGUAUGUCUACCAGAAAGGGUACGGUUGUCUUUUUGGACAACAUCUUGGAAGAAACCAAGGAAAAGAUGCACGAAGUCAUGAAGGCCAACGAGGCCAAAUAUGCUCAAAUCGAAGACCCCGACAAGAUAGCCGACUUGGUUGGUAUCUCGGCCGUGAUGAUCCAGGACAUGCAAGCUAAGCGUAUAAAUAACUACGAGUUUAAGUGGGACAGAAUGACAUCAUUCGAAGGUGACACUGGUCCAUACUUGCAAUAUGCUCACUCUCGUUUGAGCUCAGUGCAAAGAAAGUCUGGCUACACUGAAGAAGACUUGGCUACUGCAAACUACGACUUGUUGGUAGAACCAUGUGCAGCCAACUUGAUCAGAACCUUGGCUCAGUACCCUGACACUAUCAAGAAGGCAUUGAAGACACACGAGCCUUCCACCAUCGUCACCUACUUGUUCAACUUGACCCAUAUUGUAUCUCAAUGUUAUGACAUCUUGUGGGUUGCUGGCCAGGAAAAGGAAUUGGCCGUCGCCAGAUUGGCCUUGUACGCCAGUGCCAAGCAGGUGUUGUACAACGGUAUGACGUUGUUGGGCUUGACUCCCGUAGACAGAAUGUGA
Molecule: messenger RNA, 1812 nt
Organism: Scheffersomyces stipitis CBS 6054
Lineage: Eukaryota; Fungi; Ascomycota; Pichiomycetes; Serinales; Debaryomycetaceae
Gene: SYR1
Product: arginine--tRNA ligase
Exons: 1
Coding region: 1-1812 (603 amino acids)
Biological process (GO): mitochondrial translation; arginyl-tRNA aminoacylation
Cellular component (GO): mitochondrion; cytoplasm
Molecular function (GO): arginine-tRNA ligase activity; ATP binding
Source: RefSeq, a predicted model, not a curated record